AUACAUAUUUUUUUUUUUUUUCAACAGACUGAAGAUGUUGCCCGGCCUAAGUCUCAUAGUGUGAGUGGUGGAAGUAUACCCGGCACUAUGGCCAGCUCUAUUAAUGUACCCAGCAGUAGUGUGGCUUCAAGUGUAUCAAGUUCUAUUACUGGAACUACAGGCAUGCCCAUCGUGCGUAGAGAUUAUACAGACCCUCUCCACCUAACCAUAGUUCCAACAGUGACUCCCCUUACUGGAUGUGGUGCCUCCCCCACGAGGGGUGUUGGACGUCAAUGCUUCUCCCCUUCCCUUCAGCAACAUGUCCGCAACACCUCCUUUUGCCCCUCUCCAUCUCCUACUAAAAAGACUUUUGCUACAAGACGUAGCCUAAGUCCCAUUGCAUUACGGCCAUCACCACUUGGAGCAGGUCUCAAGCGCAAGUGGGAAAUGGAUGAACGUUGCGAACCCUUCCUAACGCCUAGCAAGCGUGCCUCCACAUGCACCCCUGAUCGCUGCAUAGGGGGAUUACUUAUUACUCAGCCUCACAGUGUUGGCAGUCUAGAGAGUACACCAAGCCCUGCAGGUCCAGGGUCACUUGGGAGUGUUGGUACUCCAGAAUCUGUAUGUUCCUCUGGAUCUCCUGGUCUCUCCACAGCACCAUAUUCACCAGCAUCUUUGGCUGAAACUCCUGCCCCAACGCCUGAUCCUCCCCCUCACUUAUUCAAGCCAGUUUCUCCAGCAUUAACAACAGAUCAAACAGCCUCAUUUUCCAACCAGGAUCAUUCUGAUCGCUUUGGAGCACAGGAUCAUGGGAAUCGCUUUGGAAGUCGAGAUCAUAAUGAACGAUUUGGUAGUCAAGAACAUAGUGAUCGCUUUGGAGGAAGAGAGGUGCGGGAUCGUUUCAGCAGCCAAGAGCAUAAUGAACACUUUGGUGGCCAAGAACAUACGAGUCGUAUUGGUAGUCGAGAGCACAGGGACCAGUUUGGCAAUCAGGAGCAUGGAGACCAGUUUGAUGGACAAGUAAAAGGGAGCUGACACUAGUGAUGGAAGUAGCAGUGAUGCUAUGAUUACUGAGGAUGUACCUACUACUGACCUCAAAAGUUACCAGGAUAUGGACCUGAGUGAAUCAUUAACACAACCUCCUCUCAACAUCUGACAUCACCUUUGACUGUCACACGUUAGGCUCGCUUGGCAACCACUACAGGUAGUAGGAAAACAGCCAGUGUAGCUUUAGUGUGAACAGUAGCACAGUAUCAUCAUUACCAUGUAUCAUCUAGUGUUAUUUGUGGACAGGUAUAGAUAUCUAUGUGAUAUGUAGACUUCCUCUCCAGUACUAACCUGCAAAGCUGUGAUGUCAUUGUUUGAUGUGGCAGGUGCACUUCUCUUUGCAAACCCUAUUGAGUGUGAUUAAUGUUAAAAUUUGAGGACAGAAUCUUGACUUCUCUGGAAGCUAUGCUAGAACCAUGCAUUUAAGUGCACAUCUAAUAAUUCCCCUUCUGAGUGAGGAAUUUUGGUCAGUUGAAGCUUUAUGUCACAUAUAUUGAACCUUGAAUUACUCUUUCUCUUCCCUAGACAACUCCCUUCAUUUAUUUGUGAUAUUUAUCAUCAUCAUCUUACUCCUGGGCUAAACUUGACAUAUCUGUAUCCAUAUUGUAUGCAUAAGUGUUGUCUAUCUUGCUAUACUGUAACAUGAAUGGAUUAUCUUGUGUUGACUAGUCGCAUUGUAUCAAACAAUACUAUAAGCUUGGGGACUGAUAUUAGAACUAUUUAGUAAUGACAAGUAGAACAUCUGACUUGGGGGAAAGUGUAUCCUACAGUAUUCUACAUUCUCUGAAGAGGAUACCUUUAUUUUAGUUAGCUCUUCAACAAUUUUGUGCCACAUUUAAACAAAGUUUAAAUAGAUUGUUAUGCUGAGAAUUUGUUGAAUCUUAACAUUUCAUAAUAUUUCUGACUACGCAAGUCAAUAUUAUGCCUGUAAGAACAUUUUCAGUGACCCUUAGUAUGUCUGAACCUGGAUCUGUGAUUCAUGGAAUAUGUCAUAAAACAAAAUAGAUCUAU
Messenger RNA from Penaeus monodon (black tiger shrimp), 2037 nucleotides. RefSeq lists its product as uncharacterized. The record is from RefSeq and is a predicted model, not a curated record. The transcript has 2 exons. Gene Ontology annotation, molecular function: protein serine/threonine phosphatase inhibitor activity. The coding region runs from base 88 to 1014 and encodes 308 amino acids. NCBI's taxonomy places the organism in Eukaryota, Metazoa, Arthropoda, Malacostraca, Decapoda, Penaeidae.